UUUACUGACUGCACGAGUUCCAGCAUAAUGGAUGCUUCGAACCCAGCCGCGUCGAUGCCCCUUCCCAAGGCGGAAGCUCCGGCGACGUCCGAGUCCAAGGCUGCGGCGGUAAAAAACAAAGGCGCUGAAGUUGUGAGUAAGUACAUCGACUCGAUUAACAAGACCGACAUCGUUCGCAUCAACGGAUACCUUCGCUUCGCCAACAUCGCGGUCGGUGUCGUCUUCGGCCUCAUGGGGCUUGUCGGUAUUUUUUCCGUCAGCAGCUAUGAAAGCUUCUUGGUGCAGUUGUACGUGAUUGUGCUCUCGGGCCUUCUCGUUCUCUUUGAGUUCCGGGAGAAGUUCCCGAAGCUUGAGACCAAGACAAAGGAGAACUUUGGCUUCAUGUUCACUGGGUUCGGCCGUUCUGUGUACAUCUUGCUGAUUGCGUUGUUGUCCUUCACCCAAGGCACCUUUGGCAUCAUCAUGGGCAUUGCCUUCUUCAUCUUAUCUGCGUUCAAUUUCUUCAUCAUGUGGAACCACCCCCAGUACCACAGUGUCAUGCGUGGGCCGUCGACUACGACGGCGGCCGCCGCCAAUCCCGCAGUUGAGCAACACGUUGCCGACGUCGCGUAUGUUCCUUCCGCCGCUGGUGUUGCUGUGUAAGUAUGCCCAAACGACGACGCUGUUAUUAGCACGAAAACGAUAAAUAUUUCAGUUUGCACGUUGCUUUGACUUCA
This is a messenger RNA of Aphanomyces invadans, 716 nucleotides long. RefSeq lists its product as hypothetical. The record is from RefSeq and is a predicted model, not a curated record. The transcript has 3 exons. NCBI's taxonomy places the organism in Eukaryota, Oomycota, Saprolegniomycetes, Saprolegniales, Verrucalvaceae. The coding region runs from base 28 to 642 and encodes 204 amino acids.